AAAAUCAGCGUUGUGUUUCGUUUCUUGAUUCACACCUCACCACACACGGUUCCCCAGACUCUGACAUAUAAACAAAGGUAGAGAACAAUGUCACUUAUUAAAAAGGAAUCUUCUGCCACAUCAUCAGUCUUAUUCCUGAAUGUUAAAGGUGAAGCCAUGCGCUUCUUUAUAAGGCCUGGUCCCACCAAAGUGCAGCUUCAGCCUUUAAUAUCGAACGGUGGAGGCGUCCUCUGUCGGACACAGGAGCCAAAUGCCAUUUUGUUAGCAGAUCCCGGUGACAUCACUGCUGCUGUAGAAAGUGCCAGCCAUUUUUACAUCUCCACUCAGUAUGUCCAUGACUGUGUGGCACAGAACCAGCAGUUAGACAUCGAAAACUACAGGUUCAGCAAUUUACGGCCCCCCCAGACGAGGGCCGCGUCACGGAAACAGAAAAGUACGCAUGGACGCAUGGGUUACUCUCUUGACGAUGACACGGCCAUCUUGAAAUACAUCGCCAAGCAUCGAAAAGAAGCAAGAGGCAACCGGAUCUGGCAGCAAAUGGAACACCAGCGUAUCACCAGUCAUAGCUGGCAGUCCAUGAAGGACCGGUUUUUGAAGCACCUGCAGCACAAGCUGGAACAGGAAUCCCCUGAGAAUAAAAAGAAAGUUUUGAAAGAGAGCUCCUGUUCUGAGGAUAAUAUCUUGCAGCCUACACCAAAGAGGACACCCAAAAAGAAAGAGGUGGUAGAUUUGUCUUCUGAUACGGAGGCCACACAAAUCAGCCAUGAGCAUGAGGGAGGAACAACAGAACAACCACCAGACCUCCAAGCUUCACCUGAAGAAAUCAGCAGUCUUCAAGAUCCUGAUGAAGUGAGGAAACCGACUGAUUGUGAUGAGUCAGUGCCUGAGAAAGCACAGCAGCCCGACAGCGAGCAGCACGAAGUCUCAACCAAAAGAGCCAGAAUGGACACGGACGCACCAACGGAGGACACAUCGUCCGGACCAAAUGAUGAGCGGUCGACUCCGAGCGAGAAGAAAAACAGUCGCAAACCCUGUGCAACAUCUGGGAGGAAACUCGGCAUACUCACGAGAGCUGCCAGAGAAUUUGAAGACUCUCAAGUGACCCAUGGAGGUCAAGAAGACCAGCCUCUGAGUCAGGCAUCAUCCAUUAAUGCCUCAGAUACAGCUGAGUCUCAGAUCAUCGCAGCGCGUGAAAGAGCUAUAAGAGGACAGGAAGUGAAUCCCGAGCAUCCUAAUGACGUAGAAGAGCCUGCAGCAGCUACCCAAAGCCAUAGCAGUGCCCUGGAGCCAGAGGACGAUGAGCCGGGUCCCAGCAGUGCCGCUCUACCCAUAACGUCCAACGCUCACAUGUUCCUCUUUCAGCAGGAGUCCCAGGAGGAGCUCAGCCAGCCCACUGAGGAAGAUCAGCUAUCCCCGAGCCUAUUAGAGACAAAGCAACACGUAGUUAGGUUGAUGCAGAAAUCUAAGAAAGACCUGGUUGAAGUCAUGAAGGCGCUGUUAAAGGCCAGCGGCAAUGUCACUCUGGCGCUGACGUAUUUGCUUGAAGGACAUGAUCCCGAAGUCCACGGCCCCAUAUGGACUCGGUACGAUGACGAAAUGCUUCUUUCAGCUGAUUCUUUCGAGUUUGAGAGGCUUCAUGAGAAAUAUGGAGCUGACAAAGUGUCCAAGAGAGCAGCUUUUCUGAAAGCAGACUUAUAGCAUUAAAAAAAGCUGUCAUUUCAGCAAACCAUCACAGCCUAAAACAUAUACUACUAUUUUUCUUUAACUAUAAUAUCCAUUUCAUCAUCUGAAUCUGUCCUGAACAAAUGUUUUUAACUCAACAUAAUGUUUUUUAAUGACUGUUUUGAAAACAGGAUAAUAAAAUAUAUUUUAGUGUUCAGAGUAUUGGCACCUUUACGGAAACCAUGGAUUAAAUUACAGUUUAUUUUCA
Molecule: messenger RNA, 1930 nt
Organism: Ictalurus punctatus (channel catfish)
Lineage: Eukaryota; Metazoa; Chordata; Actinopteri; Siluriformes; Ictaluridae
Gene: terf2ip
Product: telomeric repeat binding factor 2, interacting protein
Exons: 4
Coding region: 88-1698 (536 amino acids)
Biological process (GO): telomere maintenance via telomere lengthening; regulation of DNA-templated transcription
Cellular component (GO): shelterin complex
Molecular function (GO): telomeric repeat DNA binding
Source: RefSeq, a predicted model, not a curated record